This is a messenger RNA of Amaranthus tricolor (Joseph's coat), 3174 nucleotides long. RefSeq names its product V-type proton ATPase subunit a1. The transcript is spliced from 17 exons. Gene Ontology annotation, biological process: proton transmembrane transport; vacuolar acidification. Gene Ontology annotation, molecular function: ATPase binding; proton-transporting ATPase activity, rotational mechanism. The record is from RefSeq and is a predicted model, not a curated record. Gene Ontology annotation, cellular component: vacuolar proton-transporting V-type ATPase complex; vacuolar proton-transporting V-type ATPase, V0 domain. The coding region runs from base 175 to 2700 and encodes 841 amino acids. NCBI's taxonomy places the organism in Eukaryota, Viridiplantae, Streptophyta, Magnoliopsida, Caryophyllales, Amaranthaceae.
UAAUAAGAAAUAUUUCCGUCGCACUCGCAAGGUCCGGGUAGCAGAGUCCGCAAACAAUAGGCGAGUGAGAGAUCUCGUUCCCUUCUCCCUGCAUCUUAAUUGCGCAACUUUUCACCGAUUCGAUCUCUCUUCUCUUCUCACCUUCCUUAAACAAGGAAGAUUCGUUAAUGGAAGAUGGAGUACAUCAACAAUCUACCGUCAAUGGAUUUGAUGCGCUCAGAAAAAAUGGCGUUUGUUCAGUUGAUUAUUCCUGUGGAAUCAGCUCAUCGUGCCAUUUCUUACCUCGGUGAACUCGGCCUCCUUCAAUUUCGUGAGUUAAAUGUUGAUAAGAGCCCUUUCCAAAGAACAUUUGUAAACCAGGUGAAACGGUGUGCAGAGAUGUCAAGAAAAUUGCGGUUUUUCAAAGAUCAAAUCAGUAAAGCUGGAUUGGCAAUUUCUGGUCAUUUUGGGAUGCAACCUGAUCUUGAGUUGGAGGAUUUAGAGGCACGCCUAGUUGAGCAUGAACACGAGCUGAUCGAAAUGAAUCUGAAUAGUGAGAAGUUACAUCAGACAUAUAAUGAGCUUCUAGAAUUUAAGAUGGUCUUGCAGAAGGCAGGAGCCUUCCUUGUACCAGGAAAGAGUUCUGCAGUCGCAGAAGAAACUGAACUAGAGAAUAUUCAUUCAAGUGAUGAUUAUGCUGAUACAUCAUCUUUACUGGAACAGGAGUUGCGUGGAACUCCAGUACAAUCUGGUGUCCGAUGUAUUUGUGGAAUCAUAUGUAAAUCCAAACUUCUUAAAUUUGAGAGAAUGUUGUUUCGUGCCACAAGAGGCAACUUGCUUUUCAAUCAGACACCAGCCGAUGUGCAUAUUACAGAUCCUACAUCAGCUGAAGUGGUUGAGAAGACAAUUUUUGUUGUAUUCUUUUCUGGAGAGCAGGCAAGAAUGAAAAUCCUAAAAAUUUGUGAAGCAUUUGGUGCUAAUUGCUAUCCUGUUCCUGAAGAAAUAAGCAAGCAAAGGCAAAUCAAUAAGGAAGUUUCUUCACGGUUGGCUGAUUUGGAAGCCACUCUGGAUGCUGGGAUCCGUCAUCGCAACAAAGCUCUUUCUGAUAUCAGCUUCCACCUAUCAAGAUGGAUGAAUUUGGUAAGAAGGGAAAAAGCUGUAUAUGAUACCAUGAACAUGCUGAAUUUUGAUGUGACAAAAAAAUGCCUAGUUGGGGAAGGCUGGUGCCCAUUAUCUGCUAAAAGUCAGAUUCAAGAGGCUCUUCAGCGUGCAACUUUUCAUAGUAAUUCACAAGUAGGUAUAAUAUUUCAUGCGAUGGAUAUUACGGAAUCUCCUCCAACCUACUUCAAAACGAACCAGUACACAAAUGCAUUUCAAGAAAUCGUUGAUGCAUACGGUGUUGCAAGAUAUCAAGAGGCCAACCCUGCAGUUUAUACUGUAGUCACUUUUCCAUUCUUGUUUGCGGUUAUGUUUGGGGAUUGGGGUCAUGGAAUAUGCCUGCUGCUGUUAGCGUUAUUCCUCAUAGCUAGAGAAAGCAAGCUUAGUUCACAGAGACUUGGCAGCUUUAUGGAAAUGCUAUUUGGUGGGCGAUAUGUGAUCCUUCUUAUGUCUCUUUUUUCAAUUUACUGUGGCUUGAUCUACAAUGAGUUCUUCUCUGUCCCGUUCCAUAUAUUUGGCCAAUCUGCUUACAAAUGCAGAGACACAACAUGCAGUGAUUCUCAUACGGUUGGUCUAGUCAAAUUUCGGGACCCGUACCCAUUUGGUGUAGAUCCCAGUUGGCGUGGAAGUCGUUCAGAGCUACCAUUUCUCAACUCGCUGAAGAUGAAAAUGUCUAUAUUGUUGGGUGUGGCGCAAAUGAACUUGGGAAUCAUAUUAAGUUACUUUAAUGCAUGGUUCUUUAACAACUCAUUGGAUAUAAGGUAUCAGUUUGUGCCUCAAAUAAUAUUCCUCAACAGCCUUUUUGGGUAUCUGUCUCUUCUAAUUAUCAUCAAGUGGUGCACUGGAUCUAAAGCAGACCUCUACCAUGUUAUGAUCUAUAUGUUUCUGAGUCCUUUUGAUGACCUUGGAGAAAACGAGUUAUUUUGGGGGCAGAGACCACUUCAGGCAAUUUUCCUCAUUCAUUUGUUAUUACUUCUUAAUAUGUAUAUCUUUUGUCAUAUUGAUGCUUGUCAUCUGCAGAUAUUACUUUUGCUCUUAGCUGUGAUUGCAGUUCCUUGGAUGCUCUUCCCAAAGCCAUUUAUUUUGAAGAAACUUCAGACUGAGAGAUUCCAAGGGCGUACAUACGGGAUACUUCACUCAUCUGAAAUGGAGCCUGAGGGGGAGCCUGACUCUGCACGACAACAUCAUCAUGAGGAUUUUAAUUUUAGUGAGAUUUUUGUGCAUCAAUUAAUACACUCUAUAGAAUUUGUCUUGGGUGCAGUUUCAAAUACAGCUUCCUAUCUACGUCUUUGGGCUUUGAGUUUGGCUCACUCGGAACUAUCCACUGUGUUCUAUGAGAAGGUCCUGCUUCUUGCUUGGGGAUAUGACAAUCUUAUUAUCCGGUUUAUCGGUCUUGCGGUGUUCACCUUUGCAACUGCUUUCAUAUUACUUAUGAUGGAGACUCUUAGUGCCUUCUUGCACGCUUUGAGGCUUCACUGGGUGGAAUUCCAGAACAAGUUUUACCAUGGUGAUGGCUACAAAUUUAAACCUUUUUCCUUCGCCAUUCUAACAGAUGAUGAUUAGACUGCUUUUUUGUAAAUUUUGAUUCUUUUGGAGAUUAGUAUAGUGAGAAAAAAGCAGUAGCUAAUCCAACAGAAGCGGGAGCGUUACGAUAUAACUUUUUGCCUGGCCAAGGUUCAUGUGCGUCAAUACAUUUUGUCGCAUUGUUCGCUCAAAAAGGGAAAACUUUGCUUACAUUCUUCAAUGUGUUGGUAAUGAAGUUUUGUUUUAAACAGUCGUACCAUAGCUGGAGAAAACAACCUUUUUAUCGAUACUCUUACCCGAAGUGAAGAAAAAACAAGGUAUAAGCUUAUAGGGAUUUUUGUAAAGAUAGUUAUUAUACAAUCAUGUAGCAUGUUAGAUCAACGUGUUCACAUAUACACCAUUUUACUGAAACUGUAAACUUUGGGAGCUGUUUGGGGUAAACCAAAUACUUCUAUUUGUAUAAACGUCUCAAUUUAUUUUUGAGUUGUGUUAAUGUUGUCUUUGUAGUUUGUA